Molecule: messenger RNA, 1546 nt
Organism: Corythoichthys intestinalis (scribbled pipefish)
Lineage: Eukaryota; Metazoa; Chordata; Actinopteri; Syngnathiformes; Syngnathidae
Gene: c14h14orf119
Product: chromosome 14 C14orf119 homolog
Exons: 2
Coding region: 274-864 (196 amino acids)
Source: RefSeq, a predicted model, not a curated record
CUUGCAAACCACCGUGAAACAAGAAGAAGAAAGACGGAAGAGUAGCACAAAAGAUGUUUUCCUUUUAGUCAUGAUACCCAAGUGGGUACUAUAGAUGCCUCCGUGUACGAAGGUAGGCUUACUUCUUAUUCGGCAUUCAUCUUUGCCGGUUAAUUGAAGUUUAUGCUCUACAGACCAAAGAGUUUCCCCGGUCGGGUGGUGUUGACGAUUAAAUAUAAGCAGAUAAGUCGCUACUGGCUCUUCUCAUGUUGAAACCAAACAACCAGUCCAAAGAUGUCAUGGUUUAAUUACGUCAGUCAAAACUCAGACCACCAGCAGUUUCCCACCGAGAGCAGCCGAAUGUCGGCCACAGACGGCUUAUGUGCUCCUUACCGUUCCGGGCUCUGGGGGGCGCCGAUGACUGUGGCUUCACCGGCUGUGGCAACGCAAGAGCGGACGGGCUUUGCUUCGACACCCCAGGGUGUUUCCUGUCCCCCCACCUUGGAGAAUCUGACAUGCGGGUCUCCGAGCGGAGGCCAGGUGACUGAGCCCGUGCCCAUCUCUUAUGUGAGCCUCCAGGAGCAGAGGUGCGUCCUCAGCUGGUUCCAGGGCUGGUCUGGCUCCCAGCGGGAGAGAUUUUUGCAGGAUCUAGUCGGCAAAGCUGUGCCUGGGAAGGUGUGCACCCUUCUGGACUCUCUCAGUACUCUUCAGGUUAAGGACAGACUACCAAACAUAUUCGAAUGCCAGCUACGCCUGUGGUCACAGUGGUUUGAGUCCUGGGGAGAAGAUGAGCGCAAUCAUUUCUUGCACAUUUUGGAAGAGCGUGAUCCCAUGUUUGUUGCCCACUUUUACAACUGUGUGGCAGGUACAGCGGGCAGAGACUGAGUCGUGAUUCUAUCUUGAAACUCAGUUUAGGGACAGUAAGAAAAAUAAAUGUGUAUUAGUUUACAGUAGUACUACUCCCACAGGAGACGUCAACAUAAGUGUGAGGAGGUAUCACCUUUCUGAUGAAUGGACUCCUGAGGAUUGUGACCAACCUUCUAAGUCUGUUUUAUAAACAGGUUCUUCAGGGAAACAUCACAAAAAAAGUAUUUAAUGUAAAACCCACCCCUUAUUUGGAACUAAAAUUAGCCAUUUUGAUUAAUACUGUACUUAGUUAACAAAUCUUGAUCAUUGAAGCUAAUGUGUGUUGAAUGUUAUUGCUUGAUUUACGCUGAUUUAUAUACCUGAUAUGGUGUGGACAUUUUUUUUUAAAAUAAACUUGCACAAAUAAAUAAUAUGCAUUGUUGUACUUUUGAGUUUUUUGUUUUGUUUUGUUUUUUUAAUAUAAAUGUCAGUAUGUCAUGAAUAUGUGUUGCCCCAUGAUAUUAUUACAUAUGCAUGAAAAAUUGAAGGACUACUUUUAAAAUGUGAAGUAGAGCUCAAGACCAACUUUUUUUUUAUUUUUUUUACUGAGAGCAUAGUUGGCCACUAACUUAAAAUUUACUUGCAAAGAAAAUAUUCUGACUCAUUUUCACUUUUAACACUGAUUUAAUAGAGUUCAUAGAAUAGAAUAGAAAAUUAUUAG